AUGUCGGGCGUCGAUUCUCUAAGUGAUGGCGAUGUGCACGAGCGUCUGCUGCCGGCUGGGCCGUACCAGACCUCACCCGACGAAAGCGAUCAGCUAGACGUGUUCACGCAUGAGAAACUGAUGCAUUCCAUUGGCUCGUUCUCUGCCGUCGUUUGGCCUGUGGCCGCCACCAUGUUGUUUGCAAGUUUUGUGUCAAUUCAUGUAGCGGAUCCUGCACUGGCUGAAGCUCUCGCAGACGCUUAUUUAGUCUAUGGACCGGACAAAGACAAGGGUGCAUCCGCAGGCACAAAAGCAGCUGAUGCACUGGUCAACGCUCUCGUGAUUGUGUCAUUUUUCCUCGUUGCAACGCUCGUUAUUGUCGGAUGCUACAAGCUGAACUUCAACAAGAUGCUGAUCGGGUACAUGAUGUUCUCGUCGGCAAUGCUGCUAGGCAUGCUGGGAGGCAACAUGAUGGUCAUCGUCGUUGCCAAGUUGGAGAUUAUAGUGGACGUAUGCACGUUGUUGUUUGUCAUGUACAAUUUCUCCGUGGUGGGUGUGUUGACCAUCUUCUACCAGAAAGGCACGCCUUUGUGGCUCACACAGAUGUACCUGAUUGCAACGUCAGUCAUCAUGGCUUGGCAGCUGGGUCAAUUUCCCGAAUGGAGCACCUGGGCGUUGGUGAUCGUGCUUGCAUUUUAUGACUUGUGUGCGGUGUUGACACCAUGUGGACCGCUAAAGUGGCUUGUCCAUCUUGUGCAACAGGAAGGGCGACCAUUACCUGGUCUUCUGUACGAAGCAGAGAUCCGCCGUGAUCACUCGAGCAACACAGCUUCACAAGCGCAUGAAAAUUUGUACUACCAGUGCGAGUCAGAAAUUCCUCUUCGUCGCGGGUCACCGCGGGAUAUGCCAAUAGACCCCUCCUCUUCGCCUCAAAUCUCCAUGCCGCAUCGUCAAGCUCCAUUGCGCGCUCGUUUGAUCGAUUUCUACACAAAACACAACCCGGCAGCAAUCUCCCGCGUGGACAAGAUCUUGGAACGGUAUCAUGGGCGAGAAGCCGAUAUGUGGCAUGAUCUAUGCCAGAAGUAUAUUAUCGACGAAGGGGAUGAGACAAUCAAGCUUGGUCUAGGAGACUUUGUCUUUUACAGCGUGCUAGUAUCUCGAGCCGCCAAGUACGAUUUUUCGGCAAUGAUCGGGUGUUUGGUGUCCGUCCUCAUGGGUCUGGGAGGAACAUUGUUUCUGCUCGGUUUAUACCAGAAGGCACUUCCAGCCCUGCCAAUCUCCAUUCUGCUGUCUGUCAUGGUGUACUUUUGGCUUCGCAUGGUGUUUGUGGACUUCGUGAGCAGCGCCCUGAUUAUCGGUGUACUGUUAUAA
This is a messenger RNA of Peronospora matthiolae, 1350 nucleotides long. Lineage: Eukaryota; Oomycota; Peronosporomycetes; Peronosporales; Peronosporaceae. The record is from the annotation of a GenBank genome assembly.